Messenger RNA from Danio aesculapii, 1524 nucleotides. It is a transcript of the gene gins4, whose product is annotated as GINS complex subunit 4 (Sld5 homolog). The transcript has 7 exons. Gene Ontology annotation, biological process: DNA-templated DNA replication; double-strand break repair via break-induced replication. The record is from RefSeq and is a predicted model, not a curated record. The coding region runs from base 187 to 840 and encodes 217 amino acids. Lineage: Eukaryota; Metazoa; Chordata; Actinopteri; Cypriniformes; Danionidae. Gene Ontology annotation, cellular component: GINS complex.
GCGAAAUUCUCAAUCCGCUGCGUGUGAGGAUGUAAACAGUUGAAAGAUCGGGAUUAAUCCGGUACAGUUUGCGCUGAAGUUUAGUCUCAGAGACCGAGCUGACAGAGGGUAGCCGUGGCUGUGCGGUGCCCGGUCUGAAAUAACUCUGGGGUUCAGUUUUUGUUGUGUUUUUGGUUUGUUUUAUCGAUGUCCGACCACAGUGAGCUGAGCGGCGGGGAGGAGGAGCUCAUGACCCCGGCAGAGCUCAUCAGCAGACUCGAGGAGGCUUGGCUUAAUGAGAAGUUUUCUCCAGAACUGUUGGAGAACAAGUCUGAGCUGGUGGAGUGUGUGAUGGAGCAGCUCACACACAUGGAGGAAAAUCUGCAGCGUGUGAGGAAAGGAGACCUGAAGGCCAGUGUUCACCGCAUGGAGAUCGACCGCAUCCGCUUCGUUCUCAGCAGCUUCCUGCGCUCCAGACUCAAGAAGAUCGAGAAGUUUUUCCCUCAUGUUUUGGAGAAGGAGAAGUCCCGUGCUGAUGGAGACCCCUCGUUUCUGUCUCCUGAAGAGUUCGCCUUCGCUAAAGAGUAUCUGGCAAACACAGAGGUUUACCUGCGAGCCGUGGCUCUGAAACACAUGCCACCAAACCUGCAGAGCGUCGACAUGAUGAAGGCUGUGCCUGAACCAUGUCUGGACUCGUUUGUCUUCCUGAGAGUGAAAGAGAAGCAGGAAAACAUCCUGGUGGAGCCUGAGACGGACGAACAGAGGGAGUACGUUGUGGAUCUGGACGAGGGUUCGCAGCACCUGAUGCGUUAUCGCACAAUAGCGCCUCUAGUGGCCAGCGGAGCAGUGCAGCUCAUUUAAACCUGAGCAGAAGAUGCCAUGGAGGAAGCAGAUCAUCCGUGUCUUAAAAACAUCCGAUCAGUGUCCUGACACCAUACAGAUCCAUAAGUAUCACCUUAUGUUUGAAUAUAAAAGAUUAAUGUACAUUAUAAAACUCACUUAAAGGGACAGUCCACAACAAAAAAAAGUCUUGCCAUUCACUUGUUCAAAACAUGUUGGAGUUUCUUCUGUUGAACACAAUCCUGAUAAGAUACACUGAAGAAUGCUGGGAAAAAACAGCCAUUGACUUUCAUAGUGUUUUUUGAUCCUACUAUGGGUGUCAAUGACUGCUUUUUUAUCUUCAGAAUAUCUUGUUUUGUGCUCAACAGAAGAAAAAAUCAUAAAAGUGUAGAGUAAACGGGUCAAUUUUGGGUGAACUGUCCCUUUAAGAGCAUUUUUACUGUGUUUUGUAUGUUAUAUAAACUAAAGCAUAUCUGCAUAUACACUCAGGUGUAGGACAGCAGUUGUAUAGUCUUGCGUUGUUGUGAUGAUAUUGCGAUAUUUCAUCACACACUGCCGGCUCUGCUGUCGCAGGCUGGUCGGAAACAGAAGCUGUGGUUUUUCUCUGUUAAAGGGAAGUUGUUGGUUCGGAUGGAUGAAGUCAUUCAGUGGUCACCGGGGUUUUGUUGGGGUGCUAGAAAUAAAAAUAAAUUAUUUAUGUUUCUA